Solenopsis invicta (red fire ant) is the source of this 598-nucleotide messenger RNA. RefSeq names its product protein kish-A (gene ksh). The transcript is spliced from 3 exons. Gene Ontology annotation, biological process: intracellular transport; protein secretion. The coding region runs from base 251 to 475 and encodes 74 amino acids. Lineage: Eukaryota; Metazoa; Arthropoda; Insecta; Hymenoptera; Formicidae. The record is from RefSeq and is a predicted model, not a curated record.
AUCGUUACUAUGGCUGCUCUUAAGCUUUUCUUCAGCUCUAGUCGAAAGUCUAAAUCGGAAAUAAAGUGAUGCUUCUAGUGCGCGAGGACACGCGUCGAACUGCGGGUUGCUGUGCGCCAUUGUGCGCCGUAUGUGACAGUGAUGUCAAAUGAUACGUCGCUUGGUUUACGAGAAAAUCUUUGACGAUUUGUUUGCGAUUUUUCGAGCUUGACUCACCUGCGGUUUCCCGAUUUAAGCUCGAUUCAACAUUAUGUCUGCCAUAUUUAAUUUUCAGAGCCUGCUAACUGUAAUAUUAUUAUUAAUAUGCACCUGCACAUAUAUUAGAUCUUUGGCACCGAAUUUAUUUGACAAACGGCUAGGAAAGGUUGGUUUUCAGGGUACUUUUUGGAAAUGUGCUAGGAUUGGUGAAAGAAAAAGCCAGUAUGUGGCUUUCUGUUGCGUCUGUAUGGCCUUUAGUAUUUUAUUUUGGUCGUAACAUUCCUACAUAAGUCACUUGGACCAAUGCAUUUUUGGUGUAUAUUCCAAAAUUAUAUCUUAAUAUAUUUAUGUAUCUAAGGUCCGAGAUGUGAGAAAAUAAAAAGCAGUUUUGAUAUCCGUU